ACCAAGGAUGUGACGUUAUUUCUUACAUGGUACACAGUGGUUGUAUUUUACAAUAUCAUAGCUGGGAUUUUGGCUAUAAUUCUAACCGUAUAUUCGAAACAAAAACGAAGUGACUGUCUUGCCGUUGAGAGAGCGGUAAGAGAGGCAGGAUGAGUGGGGCUGCUCUGGGCAUUGAGAUAGUGGUGGUGUUCUUCCUGGCUCUGUUCCUGCUGCAUCGCUAUGCAGACUUCCGUAAGCAGCAGAGGAUGGUGCUGUUUGGCACCUUGCUGGCCUGGUACCUGUGUUUCCUCAUCGUCUUCAUUCUUCCUCUGGACAUCAGCACGACAAUCUACAAGCAGUGUAAGAUUGAUCAUGAAGAACAUCCCGCCGUACUCCCUGUGACCCCACUGCUAUCCAAUCAAACAGCAGGAAACUCAACUAUGGCCACUGCCACUAAAAGUGUUCUAAAGGUGUGUUACAAGCCAUGGAGCUACAUUCCAGAUGGAAUCAUGCCUGUGUUCUGGAGAGUUGUUUACUGGACCUCUCAGUGUCUCACCUGGCUGCUGCUGCCCUUCAUGCAGUCCUAUGCACGCUCAGGGGGCUUUUCCAUCACUGGGAAAAUAAAGACUGCACUGAUAGAGAACGCCAUUUAUUACGGAACAUACCUGCUCAUCUUCGGCUCGCUGCUUAUCUACGUGGCCGUUCACCCUCAGUGGCACCUCUCCUGGUAUGAGCUGCAGACAAUAGGCAUCACUGCAGCCAACACCUGGGGUCUGUUCCUGCUGGUGCUGUUGCUGGGUUACGGCCUGGUGGAGAUUCCGCGCUCCUAUUGGAACGCCUCGCGGCGGGGACACCUGCUCAUCAAGACCUACUUCAAGGCAGCCAAGCUGAUGACGGAGAAGGCUGAUGCACAGGAGAACCUAGAGGAUGUCAUGGAGGAAGUGCGAAAGGUCCAAGAAUCCAUCAAGUACAACCACCCACUGAGGAAGUACAUUGAUACUGUUCUUAGAAAGUGCCCUGUGGACUACCAGGAGAAGAUGGGCAGAAACAUGGAUGACUAUGAGGACUUUGAUGACAAACAGAACACCUAUCCCAGUGAGAAGAGCCUGGUGAAGCUUCACAAACAAGUAAUUUACGCAGUGCAGAGGCACAACAGGACCCGUGUCCAGUGGCUGAUCCUCCUGCAGCAGGCUAUGCACCUGGAGGAUGUGGCAAAGAAUGAGACCAGCUCAGCCCACCAGUUUGUCCGCAGCUUCCCCUCCACAGAACCAACUAGCUGGCUCAGCCGAUACUUUUACACUCCUACCGUAGAGUGGUACUGGGAGUGCCUGCUGAGACAUUGGUUCUACCGGCUGCUGGCUGUGGUGCUGUCUCUGUUUUCUGUGGCCGUGGUGUGGUCUGAGUGUACCUUCUUCAGCACCCGACCCGUCCUCUCACUCUUCGCUGUCUUCAUCCAGCUCGCUGAGAGAGACUACAACUACUUGUACAUUGAGAUGGCGUGCUUCAUCACCAUCUUCUUCCUGUGCACCUGUGUUUACUCCACUGUGUUCCGGAUCAGAGUGUUCAACUACUACUAUCUGGCCUCACACCACCAGACUGAUGCCUACAGCCUGCAGUUCAGUGGCAUGCUGUUCUGCCGUCUGACCCCUCCUCUGUGUCUGAACUUCCUGGGUCUGAUCCACAUGGACUCUGCCAUCUCCCACCAACUGAAGGAGCAGACGGCCUACACCUCUAUCAUGGGUUCUAUGAGGGUCCUAUCGUUCAUAGCUAAUGGCUUCUACAUCUAUUACCCCAUGCUCAUAUUACUGCUCUGCAUCGCUACCUACUUCAGCCUGGGCACCCGCUGUCUGAACCUCCUGGGCUUUCAGCAGUUUGUGGGAGACAAUGAAAUGACCUCUGACCUGAUCGAUGAGGGCAAGGAGCUCAUUCGGCGAGAGAAAAGAAAGCUCCAAAGGAUUGAGGAUGGAGAGAACCGACGAAGGGAGUGGAAAGAGCGCUACGGUAACACGCGGGAAGACACCGCCAGGAACAGGAUUAGAAAUGAAGCAGCAGAAAUGACAGAGACCAACUACUCCGAUACUGUCCCUAACACUAGACAGGCCAAGUACUCUCGGACUGGCAGAGGAACAGAGAGAGACUCUAUAGAACUUCUCCAGGACGCAGAGCCUUUGGACUUCAAUGCAGAGACACUUUCAGACGACCCUCUUGAAGCAGGCUCCACCAGUAUGCUCACUGUGCCUCUCCAUGUUGCAGACAUGUACCAGGCAGGUACCUGUCCAUGUCCUCGUCACGGAGCAGAAUCUUUGAUGACGUUUGAGAGAAGUAGACAGGGGAAGUCGAAGGAACAGGAAAGCUAGAAACACACAUUAAUGUUCAUCCUCCACUUUUCAGGGAAGACCAUACGAAGGAGAGACGCUCUCUCAACCUCUGUGAAUGUAGCACAUGACCUCUAUCUCACACUACACUGUUGGCCUGAUGUAUCUGCUACCCCUCGUUUCCAAUAGCUUGUCGCCUGUCAGAACACUCCAGUGGCUGUUAAUAUACACUUCCCCAUUAGGCAGAUAGCUGUCCUCCCCAGUGCCAGCCAGUGUGCAUCAUGUCAUGAAUGCAUGAACCUGUACCCUAUUUGGGCUUAUCAUUGUUAAUCCGUUUUGUUAUUUCAUUUGUUACUUAUGUGUAUGAAUUUCAAUUAAAGGUCAUCUGUUCAUUUGAUA
Molecule: messenger RNA, 2693 nt
Organism: Salvelinus namaycush (lake trout)
Lineage: Eukaryota; Metazoa; Chordata; Actinopteri; Salmoniformes; Salmonidae
Product: G-protein coupled receptor-associated protein LMBRD2B-like
Exons: 18
Coding region: 150-2336 (728 amino acids)
Biological process (GO): adrenergic receptor signaling pathway
Cellular component (GO): membrane
Source: RefSeq, a predicted model, not a curated record